Sabethes cyaneus is the source of this 1123-nucleotide messenger RNA. It is a transcript of the gene MBD-like, whose product is annotated as methyl-CpG-binding domain protein 2. Gene Ontology annotation, molecular function: DNA binding. NCBI's taxonomy places the organism in Eukaryota, Metazoa, Arthropoda, Insecta, Diptera, Culicidae. The record is from RefSeq and is a predicted model, not a curated record. Bases 80 to 991 code for a protein of 303 amino acids. The transcript is spliced from 4 exons.
AUAAUAGCAGUUUACUAGCGUCCUUUACGUAUAUAACAUAAGUAAAAUUAAAUUAAUAUUAUUGCUUUAUGCUUCUAAGAUGAAUGUAUCGAUUGAAAGAAAGCGAGCUGAUUGUGCGGCCCUGCCAAAAGGCUGGCAAAGAGAGGAAGUUCUCCGCAAAACUGGCCUUUCCGCUGGCAAAGUGGAUGUUUAUUACUACAGCCCGACGGGUAAAAAGAUUGAAAGUAAGCCACAACUAGCCAGGGCCUUGGGGGAUACAAUCGAUCUUUCCACGUUUGACUAUCAGGCAGGUCGAAUCGUGCCUAGCGCGACGCACAUGAUGCUGCAGCACAAUGCGCUCAAGCGGAAGCUUGGUGCAUCGCCAACCGGUUCGUCGGUAGCACCGUCCGGAGUAACUUUACCACCACCGGUUCCGAUUUAUCAUCAGUUCGCAUCUGCCAGCGGGGGUAGUGGUGCUGGAGGAGGGGUAGGAGGCAGACAAUCACAUCAGCAGUAUGAUUACAGUCGUGGCAUGCGAGCGGAUACAUCUCUGAUUCCUCCCAUACGGCAAACGGCAUCCAUAUUUAAACAACCUGUGACCGUUGUACGUUCACAAGACAACGAUAGUAAGGUUAAGCGUGAUCUACAGCAUGGGUCACAAAUCAAACCCAAACAGUUAUUCUGGGAAAAACGACUGGAGAACCUUCGAGCCAACAACACAUUCAACGAAGAAAUCGGUUCCUUGGAGCUACCAAAACGCUUGAAGGCAGUAGGACCGGGCGUGAACGAAGCCACCGUUCUUCAGUCGCUGGCUACAGCGUUACACCAUAACACGCAUCCGGUAACAGGACAAACCGCUUCCAAAACUUCACUCAACACCAAUGCCAGCGUGUUUCUCAAUCCCGACCAACCGCUAAUGCAUGUGGCUACUGUGACAGAGGAUGAUAUCAAACGACAGGAAGAACGAGUUCAGUAUGCACGCACUCGGCUCCAAGAAGCUUUGCGGGCAUAGGAUUUAAAAAUAAAAAAAACCGUAUUUUUAUUAACGCUGUAUCAAGUAAAUGUCCAAUCAAGUUUCUUACAUAAGCAGUAAUUUUACAUUUUAUAAAGUAUCAUUUGACGUAAAAAAUAAACAUAUUCAAUG